Messenger RNA from [Candida] anglica, 693 nucleotides. The record is from the annotation of a GenBank genome assembly. NCBI's taxonomy places the organism in Eukaryota, Fungi, Ascomycota, Pichiomycetes, Serinales, Debaryomycetaceae.
AUGACUGUUACCAAGCUGAAGGUAACAAAGCCAAAGGUUGUUAAGAAGGCUGCAGUUAAAAAGAGUACUACUAGUGCAGGUGGUAAGCCAGUACCUCCAGCCACUUCACAUGCCUACAAAUAUAAUGCUAAUCCAGAUACUGGGAAGAAAUAUUGGCUUAUAAAAUCAGAACCAGUAACAAGAAUUGAUCCUAAAACAAAGCAAGACGUGAAAUUCCCACUUUCUGAUCUUAUUGGAAAGGAUCGAAUUGAAGGUUGGGAUGGUGUUCGUAACUAUGAGGCUCGGAAUAAUAUGUUAGUUAUGUCCAAAGGUGAUAUAGCACUUUUUUAUCAUUCAAAUUGUGAUAUUCCUGGAAUCGUGGGAGAAGUUGAGAUAGCGAAUGAAGCACAUAUAGAUGAUACUCAAUUUGAUAUAAAGCAUAAAUCAUUUGAUGCCAAAUCUACACCUGAAAACCCAAAAUGGUGGUGUGUUGAUGUUAAAUUUUUAAGAAGAUUAAGAAGAAAAAUUUCAUUAGCUGAACUUAAAGAUCGUGCAUCUGAAUUACCAGAUUUUCUUCUUCUUACUAGAGGAAGAUUAAGUGUAAUUCCAGUCGGUUAUGAAUUAUAUACGAAAUUGGUUGCAAUCGAGCAAGAGGGACAAAUUGCAGAUGAUUUAGAUUGUGACAUUUCUAGGGAUUUAAUAGAAGUAAAGUAA